AGAUGUUCUGGACCCUAUUUAGUUCGUUCCGGCAUACUAAGCUGCAGGGCCGUGCGCGAGAUAAGGAGCUCAUACCAUUUCCAACGGUGGCGUUAGAUGAUAACGGCUGCCAAUUCUACAGCACGUGAAAAAACUUAGUCACCAGGAUUAAUUUACGGUCGCAGCAGAUCCAUGUGAUGUUCGUCAAGCAUUAUAGUGUUCGGAGAUCGCCUAUAGCAUGUAUCGCCGAGCCAAUUGCAUCACGAAUGCCAGGCUCUACGAGAAGGUAGUCGGUUUGCAGGGUAUUAUGCUGUGCAUGGUAUUGACGGCAGAUAUGAGCUACUGCUGUGUUGAUACUGAAGAUCUUGUUACAACUAGAAUACGGUGUCUGCUUCGAAAUAGGAGCAAUCAACCUAAUCCAUCAAGGCACCCGAAUGAUAUGUUUACUCCAGAGCGGUAAACAUCAUACCGCUAAGCAUGCAAGUUUCGGUUCAGACAAUAUCAGAUUGUUGGUGGCAAACUCCUAAGCACCUCAUAUACAGAGGAUAGGAUGCACAGCAUAAAUACAACCCAGCUCAGCUGGUAUGAAAACAAAUCACAAUACACCGAAAGAUGGCAGACAACAGUAUCAGUUACACCGUUGAACCCAACGAUCCAGGAUGAUGUUCUUCAGAACCGUUGAAAACAG
Messenger RNA from Aspergillus welwitschiae, 667 nucleotides. RefSeq lists its product as uncharacterized. The transcript has a single exon. NCBI's taxonomy places the organism in Eukaryota, Fungi, Ascomycota, Eurotiomycetes, Eurotiales, Aspergillaceae. The coding region runs from base 218 to 439 and encodes 73 amino acids. The record is from RefSeq and is a predicted model, not a curated record.